AUGAACAGAGAACAACGUCGUGCGGCAGUCCUUUUUUGGUUCCUAAGCUCGGUGGCCUCGCUGGAAAUUGACACGUCGGACGGAGGGUACACAAACGUGCUGGUUUCAAUCAGCAAAGCUGUUCCUUACGACGAGUCCAUCAUUGAGGACGUAAAGGUCACCAUUGAGAUACCUAAAGAAUGGCCCACGAGAGAAAAUGCCCGCAACGUAUCGUCGAGCUCCUUCGAGCAGAGCGACAUCCGGAUCGACCUGCCAAGCGAGCCGUACGGGGACAGGCCAUUCACGCAGCAGCUGAAGCCCUGUGGCCAGCCGGGAGACUUCGUUCAACUGACGCCGCGGUUCCUCGCCCAACUUAGAAAUUCGACCGUCAACCACUCAUUGAACAUGGCGUACAUGUUCGUGCACCAGUGGGCCCAUUUCCGGUACGGCGUGUUUGACGAGUACGGCUGCCAUGAUGACAAUCAGUACCCGCUGACGUACUGCCACAGUGGCAAGCAUCUCAACACUUCCGGCGAGACAACAGAGGGCGCAGUCAUCGUCCUGUUAAGCGAUGGCGAAGGCAACAGAGGUCCGGACAUCGAGUCCGUAAUGCCGGGGCUCCUCGAAGCAAAGGUCGUCGUGAGCACUCUGGCAGUGGGCGGCACGGCUGCGGAGAAACUAGAAAAGCUCGCCUCCGAGACUCGGGGAAAAGCGUACGCCUUUCAAGACAAGCAGGGAAACAUAGCGCUGGACAUGGAGGCUGCUUUCGUCGAGGUGACCGCGCCUUCGCUUGAACAGGCCUCACGAGAGCAGACGCUGGUGAACACAGUGGAAUCCCUGGACAGGUUGCUGGAGCGGCCAUUCCAAGUGGACAAUGACGUUGGUAAAGAAACAGUAGUCUACGUCACGGUUAACGACCGUCGCAAGGCACAGAUACAGGCGCGGCUCGUCGACCCAAGCGGGCAGCAAUGCCAAGCCUGCCACGCGAAUUCCACCGCGGAAGACAUCGCUAUAUUCGUACCAAGCCCAGCAGAGGUUGGGACUUGGAUCCUUCACCUAUCGAGCUCUGGCAAAGUGGAGGUCAACAUUCAGGUAAAAUCUAAAGCCAGAAAAGAAGGCGUAGAGCCGAUUCAAGUCUCCUGUACCAUGGCCAACAUGUUGGUAGACCGACCAGAUGCAGCGGUCGUAUAUGCCAAGAUAAGCAGAGGGAAGAAGGUUGCCUUGGGCGCCUCUGUAUUCGCCGAUGUGCAAGGGCCGAAACCGCCGCACCAGUCAACGCUUCUGCUUCACGACGACGGAAGAGAACCCGACAACCACGCUGGCGAUGGCACAUACAGCGGCUACUUCACGAAGUUCGAUGGGAAGGGAAGGUACACCGUGACUGCCCGUGUUCUGCACCAGAAUGGGACUCGGCUGGCGUACCCAAUGGACAGCUCUGCGUGCGGGUUCGGCAUGGCCAUGCACACUACGAGUGAUCAGAGCACAGGAGCAAGCCUUGACUUUGCGUCUGAGCAUCCAAUAGGCGACUUCAAACUCAUCAACACAACAGCCAUAGCCACCACCGACAAUGCUACCAGCAUUGAAAAUGUCGACCCUUUCGAGAGAGUUGCUUCAGGAGGGUCCUUCCAAGUGACAGAGCCCAUUUUCCAAAGUCACGUGCUUCCUGGGACCAUCCGGGACCUUGCCGCGGCUGACGUACGUCCAGGAGAGAACGGCACUCUGCUGGUGGAGCUAACAUUUACCUGGCCUGGGUCUCAUUUGACGUCCGGGAAAGCAUCAUCAGUGGAGAUAAGAGCCAGUAAGGAUUACGCCAAGCUGAAAUCGGACUUCGGGAGUCAAACGAAAAUCGCGGAAUUCAACGCGACAGAUCCAAGCCUCGAGCACGUCGUCGUUGUGUCUCUGCCCAGCUUCUUGGCCACGCCUCAGCAGGAUGGUGCAUCCAGGUGGAAUGCUUACGUUGCCGUUCGCGCAACCAACAAAGACGGCCUCAAGUCAAACACGUCCAACGUCGUGCCGCUGGACUACACAACUGUCCUACUUAGCACUACUGUGGCUUCGACCACAGUCACUACUAGUGAGGCUACUAGCACUACAGCUGCAACGGAAACGACUACCACGAACGCAGCAACUACGACCGCUGAGAUCACCACGACGACAGAACGUGCUACAACUACCUUUCUCACUACAAUCCCUCGUCCGUCAACUACGGAAGCAACGCCAAGUCGCGACACCGUAGGUAUGUCAACUACAGCACCUAGUACGAAACGCCCUGUUACUUCGCCUCUUCCGACCACUACAUUAUAUCCAACGACAAUUUCAACGACUGCAAAAGAAAGAAGUAUCGAAGAAACAACCACUACCGAAGCUUCAACUGUCUUUCAUUUCCCUUCCAAUGUAAAUGCGCACCACAGCGCCAGGGUGGGUGCUCCUAGCUUAACCAUUUUUUUGACACUGUCAAAAUGGGUACCGAUCGGCGGAGCCAUGUCGGCUGCCGUAGUUGCCAUCUUAUAUGCUCUAAGAAUCAAUAUAAAACGAAAAAAUCAGCGAAACUAGCGCCGCUCUUUUCGCAGAGCACGCAAAGCUCAAAAAGCAUCCGCAUGACUAAGGUAAAAGAAAGUAACAAGGAAGGGCGAAGCGAUUUCUUCACCACAUGUUGCUUUAACCAACAUUUACUGAAUCCGAGCCCUCAUAACAUUUUUUGAAAAUAAA
Dermacentor andersoni is the source of this 2688-nucleotide messenger RNA. Lineage: Eukaryota; Metazoa; Arthropoda; Arachnida; Ixodida; Ixodidae. The record is from RefSeq and is a predicted model, not a curated record.